AUGUGGAACCAGAGCUUCAACGAAAACGGCGGAUGGGGCGAGGCCUCCUUUGCGACCAACCAGCAUGUCGACAGUUCGACGCAACGUAUUGCGGAGAAGUUGCCGUUUCCCGUGACCGUUGUGCAACUCACCCAGACGAACUGCCCCGAUGACAAGUUCCCCGUCGGGAAGUAUGGCUUUAGCCAGCUGCGUAUAAUGGCCCAAGUCGAAUCGACACAGGAGGUGGAACAGGGAGCCACUAUAAGGAUCACAUUGGUGGAUCCAGACAACAGCAACGCACGAAUCACGGCAAAUAUUCUCCGAACUUUCACGCCGGAUGAAGAGCCAGUAAGCAUCGUGGAGGAGACGUUCAUCCAGGUCAUUGGCAAGAUCCGUAAUUCUGGCGACGAGAUGGCUGUAUUGGUUCUGAAGCACCGCGAGGCUGAUGCAAAAGAAUACGAAUGUUUCAAGCUUGAGGCUGAGAUCGCCCGGCUGUUUCACGACCAGGAGGUUGCCGAUCAGCUACGAGCAGGCGCUUUGAUGCAGCAGCUCCGCGGGUGUGCGGCGGGACCUAUGCAGGAAACGGACCCUGCUGCACCUGGACGCGGUGCUGCCGUGGCCCAACGACAAACCGCCCAAACACUCGGAGAACUGAAGAAGCCCGCUCCAACUGCCGGGCCUCCGUCUGAACGUGAUAAGGUUUUGAAGACUCUCAAGCAGGAAUGCAAGAUACAGGGAGACGUCGGCUGCACCCCAGAACAUAUUGCCAGGAUCGUUGGAAUCGAGCCGAAGCUCGCAAAGGAAUACAUGGAAUACUUUGUCGGUGAGGGUGAAUGCUUCGCAACGACCGAUGAGAACCAUUUCGCUAUCUUC
Molecule: messenger RNA, 852 nt
Organism: Mesorhabditis spiculigera
Lineage: Eukaryota; Metazoa; Nematoda; Chromadorea; Rhabditida; Rhabditidae
Source: the annotation of a GenBank genome assembly